Messenger RNA from Marchantia polymorpha subsp. ruderalis, 2568 nucleotides. NCBI's taxonomy places the organism in Eukaryota, Viridiplantae, Streptophyta, Marchantiopsida, Marchantiales, Marchantiaceae. The record is from the annotation of a GenBank genome assembly.
GCGCAGGCCCUGCGUGCGUUGAAUUCGCAGGCCGCCUGCCUCGAGAUAAGCGCCACAGCAAUGGUCGCAUUGCGCCCGGCCAUACAAAGACGACGAUGCCCCGACCUCCGGCUCAAUCUGCGCCCCCACCUCCCUCCUUCUUGCGAGAUCGUCGAGAUCGUCGUGCCAGUUUCGGCUCUGCGCGCAUCGAUCGACGGCCUCGUCGCAUCUCGCAGCUCGCUCCAUCGGCGGAGGCUUCUUGUGGAGGAGACGAUCGACUGAGUGAGUGAUUGAUAGAGUGCAACUCGUUCCAGCGGCGGAUGCUUCUGGUGGAGGGGAUGAUCGAGUGAGUGAGCGAGUGAGUGGGCCGGUAGUUCAGCACGGGCGAAUAUGGUUUGGAGGGUUUCCAGGUUCGGGAGUGACCGCAGAGCCGUGGAGUGAAACUCGGCGAGUUUUGUUCAUCAAACAUUGAGGAAUGGAAAAUUCGUGAACGACCAGUGGGCGACGCUUUGAGGUUGUUGCACGCUGAGGGGCUUUUCGCUUUCGUCGCGAGGUUUGCGGGGGAGCCUUCUCUGCAUGGGGAAGCUGGACUAGAUCAGACCUUUCGUUCUUUCUCUCUUUCUUUCCUUCCUUCCUUCCUUCAGGAGCGCGCGGAUGUCCGGGACGUAGAUAGAGGGCUUGUUCUGAGAGGGUUGAGUUCUGCUCCCUGGUCCGCGAGCGGGAGGCAGAGCAUCGCAGCAGCAGCUCAGUGAAACCGAUAGGCUUGAUUUCAUCAGGUGACUAUACCUUCUUGCGAUGAGGUUGAUGUCUUGGGGUUGUGUCUAUCCGAUGAGAACGUGAAGCGCGAGACCCCAGGUGGCAUGCUCGAGCUGGCCAAGAUUUUGUAGCUGUCGUUCGUUUUUCGAAAACUCUGGGUGAUUGAGGCCCAUUCGCUCCUUUCGCGCACGUUCGAAGGUGGUGGUUUUGGUGGUUUUGGAACCAGGGAACAAGCCUUUGUGCUCUCUUCCUCCCCGAAGAACGCACUCAUUUAUAGCGCAGACAGCUUACUCGGUCUGUGUCCCUUUAUCCUGUCAGGUCUUGCGGUGUACCCUUUAUCAAUGCACAGUGAAGCAGUUCGCUCUAGUGCAGACAAACAGACGUGAUUGAAGUAGAUCACAGAAGCCUCAUGGUAUAAAUUUCGGUCUAUGGGACUCCGAAAUAACUAUGAAUGUUCCGGUGUUACUCGCAAGAGGCUCAUGGGUCUAGUUUCACUUGCAGACAUGGAGAGGAAGCGGAGGAAGGACGAGGACGAGAUUGAGAAUCCGCCGGAAAGCUCAGGUGGACGAGGAAGAAGUUCAUUUGAGCACAAACUUCCGAUUGAAAUGGUGGAGAAGAUAUUUUCAAUGAUGCCAUUCCCUACAGUUUUGAAUGUCAAGAGGUUGUCGAAGUACUGGUAUGGGCGAUUCAGAAGUCCCCAAUUUCUUCUCACUGCCGCAAAGGACGCGAAUUGGCCUGUCUAUGGUCCGCUCGUGGUAUCUGGACAAGCAAUGAUGGGAUUUCAUAAAGCUUCUGGUACAUGGGUGCCGUUUUCACUGCCGAAACAUGUUCGCUACGAGUUCUUUCCAGAAUUUCGAUGUAUUACAAUCGAGGGAUCUGUUUUAUGCAAGGUUGAGAAAGCAGAGGGCGUCCACGAGACUCCGUUUAUACAUGUUGUCGACCUGAUCACUGGAGUUAGUAAACAAUUGCCAUGGCAACUAGGAUAUAUGCUGCGUAUGGAACCCGAUCAACUUCGCGUUCUUCGAGAAGGAGCGGGAAGUUUCAGGAUCUUUAUGCUAUUCCAUACAUCGUAUGAUCAAUGCAAGCACUAUCAGGAUGUGACCACGGUGCUAUACGAUGCGAGGACAGGUGGAAGGACAGUGAGGUUUCAGUGUGUACAAGCAUCGUACAUGUUCCACAACAGCGCCUUCUUUCAGGGAAAGUUGUACUGCUUGGGCACGGAUCACACGAGGAAGCGCAGACAAAUCUGGUCAUACGAUCUUGAUGACCACAAAGGUUGGUGGGCGAAAGCUGCUUGGGCCAAGAUUCACGAUGGGAAAGUUGAACAAUCUUCGCAGCGAAUCAUAGGAGGCGGUAUAUUUAACUGUGGAUCAAAACUGGUGGUUCUUACGAUUUUAUCUGUCGCAGUUUCUACGAGCAUUUUCGUGGAGGUGCAUGAGCUAGAAGCAGUGUCUAGGAGAGUGACUGAGUGGACAGGAGCUUGUCGCAGAUUUGAUCGAGAGUUCAGUCAACUAGAUGUUCCCAAACUUGCUUGCGGUUUCGACGAUUGUAUAUACAUGUCCUUCAGUUCGAAUCCACUCCUCGAACCUUGUCCAGUUUGGGCUCUUCAAGUCAAGUCCUCGAUGGACCUCGAUGCCACUUCUGCGUGGCAACCCAUUCUUCCUAUAGUAGGCCCCCCUGCAGGUCCAAGAUCAUAUCGGACAGAGUUCUGGUUGAAGUUCAGUUUCGAGCCAGGCCGCCAACUGUAUCUACUUCCAGAUAGCGAGUCGACCCAGGAACCUGUAAGCCGGAAGGUUGUAUAUCAGUAAAGUCUAUUCAUAUGCUCUGAACCAC